GCAGAGCUGCAGGAGAGGAGACGUCUCUCUGUUUCUCUCUGAAGACUAAUUCAACUGAAGACAAACACUGAUGGGGGUUCAUGACUAGAAGUGACUUAAAGAAGUAUACCAUCUUUGUAUUAAGGCCUGAGAUUUGGAGGAGGCAGGUGUCCAAAGCUGAGUGUGAGACAGUUUCAUAUGGGGGAAUGUCUGAUGGAGCUGUGAUGGUUGGAAUGGAGGGGCUGGAGACAGGAUCACCAGUCCAGACUGUAUGGGUGACAUUGCUCCCACUCCAGCUGCAGCCAAGAAGGGGGCUCAUCUGAAUCAAUUGGACACAUGGAUAUUAUUUAAGGCUGGAAGCUCUGUAGUAUAAACAGAAAUCAGGAAGAGCGAAACCAACAUGUUGUGGUUCCCAGAGGUUGUAGAGAUGUCUGCUGCCAGCUGUCUGCUGACUGAAGAUCAGUUCCUGUGCUCCAUCUGUCUGGAUGUCUUCACUGAUCCUGUUGCCUUAUCAUGUGGACACAACUUCUGUCAAAACUGCAUCACUGAACACUGGGAUAGUAAUGUCUCCUGUCAUUGUCCCAACUGUAAAGAGAUGUUCUCCACCAGACCACAGCUGAAGAUCAACACCUUCAUCAAGGAGAUGGCUGCUCAGUUCAGACAGUCAGCUCAGCAGAAAUCCAGCAGCAGCAGCUCAGAGAGACAAGUUUCCAAACCAGGAGAAGUUCCCUGUGACGUCUGCACUGGAACCAAAGUGAAGGCCCUGAAGUCCUGCCUGGUGUGUCUGGUCUCUUACUGUGAGACUCACCUGGAGCCUCAUCAAACUGUGCCACGCCUGCAAAGACAUCAGCUGAUGGACCCUGUGGAGAACCUGGAAGAAAGGAUGUGCAUAAAGCAUGACAAACUGCUUGAAAUGUUCUGCAGGAACGACCAGAGGUGUGUCUGCAUGAUGUGCACCAUUCUAGGCCAUAAGACUCAUGAUGUUGUUCCUCUGAAAGAAGAAUGUGAAGGAAAGAAGGCCAAGCUGGGGAAGAGAGAGGCUGAAAUUCAGCAGAUGAUCCAGAAGAGACGAGUGAAGAUUGAAGAGCUCAAACACUCAGUGGAGCUCAGUGAUGAGAACGCAGACAGAGAGAUAGCAGAAGGUGUUGGAGUCUUCAAUGCACUGAUGGAGACAGCUGAGAGGAAGCUAAAUCUGCUCAUUAACAGCAUCAAAGAGAAGCAGAGAGAGAUGGAGAAACAGGCUGAAGGCUUCAUCAGAGAGCUGGAACAGGAAAUCUCUGAGCUGGAGAAGAGACGUGCUGAGGUGGAGCAGCUCUCACGCUCUGAAGACCACCUCCAACUCCUCCAGAACUUCACGUCUCUGAACGCUGCUCCACCCACCAAGGACUGGACUGAAGUCAGAGUCCAUCCACCUUCAUAUGAGGGGACUGUGGUGAGAGCUGUGAAGCAGCUGGAGGAGACCAUCAGUGAACAGAUGAAGAAGCUGUUUGAGGCCGAGCUGAAGAGAGUCCAGCAGUAUGAGGUGGAUGUGACACUAGAUCCUGAUACAGCGAGUCCCUGGCUGAUCCUGUCUGAUGAUGGGAAACAAGUUUAUGAUAGUGAUGUGAGGAAAGAUCUCCCAGAAAAUCCAGGGAGAUUUGAUUGGUGUAACAAUGUCUUUUCCAAGCAGAGUUUCUCUUCAGGCAGAUUUUACUACGAGGUUCAGGUUAAAGGGAAGACUGACUGGGAUUUAGGAGUGGCCAGAGAGUCGAUCAAAAGGAAGGGAAAAAUCAAACUGUCUCCUCAGAACGGUUUCUGGACGAUAUGGUUGAGGAAUGAAAAUGAGUACGAAGCUUGUGCUGACCCAUCAGUCCAUCUCUCUCUGCAGUCUGGUCCUGAGAAGGUGGGGGCGUUUGUGGAUUAUGAGGAGGGUCUGGUCUCCUUUUAUGACGUUGAUGCUGCAGCUCUGAUCUACUCCUUUACUGGCUGCUCCUUCACUGAGAAAAUCUACCCAAUAUUUAAUCCUGGUUUUACCUCUGUUCCUCUGAUUAUCUCUCCUGUCAGUCACAACAAGUAGAAAGAUGCUAGUAUUACUAAACACAUAUUACCAUCACCAUCACUUUAUCUAAUGAUGUACAUUUUUGAUUACUGACAACCAAACAUUGUUGGGUCCUUGGGUCCAGAGUCUAACAUUGGUAUAUCACAUUAUUUCUUCUCAACCAAGUCUACCCAGUUUUCCUGCAUUCAAUAUAAUCCAUUCUGAUAACUGUUUUAGUGCCUUUCUGUCUGUUAAAUCCUCCAAAAACCAUGUACUCAGAAACAAACAGCAUGAACACAGAUCUGAAAUGUCUGUCUGCUGAAUGUCAAACAUUUUGAUUCUUUGAUGGAUGUAAAUAUGUCAAGUGUUUCAUACUGGCACCAAUAACUGAAGAUCAGUCUGUAAAUGAGACAACCUGACUGCUAUGUUUGACAUUGUAAAUAAAGGAGAUAAUCAAC
Cheilinus undulatus (humphead wrasse) is the source of this 2454-nucleotide messenger RNA. Its product is annotated as E3 ubiquitin-protein ligase TRIM21-like. Gene Ontology annotation, molecular function: zinc ion binding; protein binding. The transcript has 4 exons. Lineage: Eukaryota; Metazoa; Chordata; Actinopteri; Labriformes; Labridae. The record is from RefSeq and is a predicted model, not a curated record. Bases 380 to 2035 code for a protein of 551 amino acids.